GGCUUGACUGGCAGCAAGACACCCUGUAUAAGCCUGGGCCCCCCCUAGUUUGGGGGACAUGGCAUCAGGCAUUGGAUCUCCAUCCCCGUGCUCGGGGGGCAGUGAUGAUGAUGACAUGGAAAUCCUGCUGAACAACACUAUCCCCCAGCAUCAAGAACCUGAAGAAGAACCAGAAGAAGAGCUUUUGUCAGAGGCUGAAACGCCCAAGAUAAAGAAGAAAAAGAAACCCAAGAAACUAAAGGAACCCAAAGUGCCCAAGCUCAGCAAGCGCCAGAAGAAGGAGCUGGGGGACAGCUCUGGUGAGGGGAAUGAGUUUGUGGAAGAAGAGGAGGAGGUGCUGCGCUCUGACAGUGAGGGCAGUGACUAUACUCCUGGGAAGAAGAAGAAGAAGAAAUUAGGGCCUAAGAAAGAAAAGAAAAACAAAGCCAAGCGCAAAGAGGAGGAAGAGGAGGAGGAAGAGGAUGAUGACUCUAAGGAGCCCAAGUCAUCUGCUCAACUCCUGGAGGACUGGGGUAUGGAGGAUAUUGAUCACAUCUUCACAGAGGAAGAUUAUCGUACUCUCACCAACUACAAAGCUUUCAGCCAGUUUGUCAGGCCACUUAUUGCAGCCAAGAACCCCAAAAUAGCGGUGUCGAAGAUGAUGAUGGUCUUGGGAGCCAAAUGGAGGGAGUUCAGCACAAACAACCCCUUCAAGGGCAGUUCAGGUGCAUCCGUGGCCGCGGCAGCGGCGGCCGCUGUUGCGGUAGUGGAGAGUAUGGUGACCAAUGUGGAUGCUGUCCUGCCGCAGCCGCCCGUGGAUGUGCCGCUCAGGAAGGCCAAGACCAAGGAGGGCAAAGGACCCAACGCCCGGCGGAAGCCGAAGGCUAGUCCUCGUAUUCCCGACAUGAAGAAACCUAAAACAAAGAAGGUGGCGCCUUUGAAAAUCAAACUGGGAGGCUUCGGUUCCAAGCGGAAAAGAUCAUCGAGUGAAGAUGAUGAUCUAGAUGUGGAGUCAGACUUUGAUGAUGCCAGCAUCAAUAGCUACUCUGUUUCCGAUGGAUCUACAAGCCGUAGUAGUCGCAGUCGCAAAAAACUCAAAGCUGGGAAAAAGAAAAAGAAAGGGGAGGAUGACUCUGCAGUGGCUGUGGACGGCUAUGAGACUGAUCACCAGGACUACUGUGAGGUUUGCCAGCAAGGAGGAGAGAUUAUAUUGUGUGACACGUGCCCUCGUGCAUACCACAUGGUUUGCCUGGACCCAGACAUGGAGAAAGCCCCCGAGGGCAAAUGGAGCUGCCCACACUGUGAAAAAGAGGGCAUUCAGUGGGAAGCAAAGGAAGAUAACUCUGAAGGUGAGGAGAUCCUGGAGGAUGUGGUGGGYGAUGCUGAAGAAGAGGAUGACCACCACAUGGAGUUCUGUAGAGUCUGCAAGGAUGGAGGAGAGUUGCUGUGCUGUGAUGCCUGUCCUUCAUCCUACCACAUCCACUGUCUGAACCCGCCGUUGCCAGAGAUUCCCAAUGGGGAGUGGUUGUGUCCACGCUGCACUUGCCCAGCUUUGAAAGGAAAGGUGCAGAAGAUCUUGAUCUGGAAAUGGGGCCAGCCCCCAGUGGGCCCUGCGCCCCCACGUCCCCCUGACGCAGACCCUAACGCUCCUCCCCCUAAGCCUCUCGAGGGUCGCCCCGAGAGGCAGUUCUUUGUCAAGUGGCAAGGCAUGUCCUACUGGCACUGCUCUUGGGUGUCAGAGUUGCAGCUGGAGCUGCACUGCCAGGUCAUGUUUCGAAACUACCAGCGCAAGAACGAUAUGGAUGAACCACCCUCRGGAGACUUUGGUGGGGAGGAGGAGAAAAGCCGAAAGAGAAAAAACAAGGACCCCAAAUAUGCUGAGAUGGAGGAGCGCUUCUAUCGAUACGGCAUCAAGCCCGAGUGGAUGAUGAUCCACAGGAUCCUCAACCACAGUGUGGAUAAGAAGGGGAAUGUCCACUAUUUGAUUAAGUGGAGAGACCUACCCUAUGACCAGGCAUCCUGGGAAAGUGAGGAUGUGGAUAUCCAGGAUUAUGACCUCUACAAACAAGCCUACUGGAAUCACAGGGAGCUGAUGAGAGGUGAAGAGGGCAGACCUGGAAAGAAAUUAAAGAAAGUGAAGAUGCGGAAACUGGAAAGGCCCCCUGAAACUCCUACAGUGGAUCCCACGGUGAAGUAUGACCGGCAACCRGAGUACCUUGAUGUGACGGGAGGAACCUUGCAUCCCUACCAACUGGAAGGACUGAACUGGCUGCGUUUCUCCUGGGCCCAGGGCACAGAUACAAUCUUGGCGGAUGAAAUGGGUUUGGGAAAGACUGUGCAAACAGCUGUAUUCCUAUAUUCCCUGUACAAAGAGGGUCACUCAAAAGGACCCUUCUUGGUGAGUGCCCCCCUCUCCACAAUCAUCAACUGGGAACGAGAAUUUGAGAUGUGGGCCCCAGAUAUGUAUGUUGUGACUUAUGUGGGUGACAAAGACAGCCGGGCCAUCAUCCGUGAGAAUGAAUUCACCUUUGAGGAUAAUGCCAUACGUGGAGGCAAGAAGGCAUCCAGAAUGAAGAAAGAGGCAGCUGUGAAGUUCCAUGUACUUCUUACCUCCUAUGAGCUGAUCACAAUUGAUAUGGCCAUACUGGGUUCUAUAGACUGGGCCUGCCUCAUAGUGGAUGAAGCUCACCGGCUGAAGAACAACCAGUCUAAGUUUUUCCGUGUGUUGAAUGGCUACUCCCUCCAGCAUAAGCUACUGCUUACAGGAACUCCCCUGCAGAACAACCUGGAAGAACUGUUCCACCUGCUGAACUUCCUAACGCCUGAGAGAUUCCAUAACUUGGAGGGCUUCCUAGAAGAGUUUGCAGAUAUUGCCAAGGAGGAUCAGAUAAAGAAGCUGCAUGACAUGCUGGGCCCGCACAUGCUGAGGCGCCUCAAAGCUGAUGUGUUCAAGAACAUGCCAUCUAAGACAGAACUCAUUGUCAGAGUGGAGCUGAGCCCCAUGCAGAAGAAAUACUAUAAAUACAUUUUGACAAGAAACUUUGAGGCACUGAAUGCACGUGGUGGUGGUAACCAAGUCUCCUUGCUCAACGUUGUUAUGGAUCUGAAGAAGUGCUGUAACCACCCCUACCUCUUUCCUGUGGCUGCUAUGGAAGCUCCAAAAAUGCCCAAUGGCAUGUAUGAUGGUAGUGCUCUUAUUCGAGCCUCUGGAAAGCUGUUGCUGCUCCAGAAGAUGUUAAAGAAUCUUAAGGAAGGAGGUCACAGGGUGCUCAUAUUCUCACAGAUGACUAAAAUGUUGGACCUUCUGGAGGACUUUCUGGAACACGAAGGGUACAAAUACGAGCGGAUUGAUGGAGGAAUCACAGGGAACAUGCGCCAGGAGGCUAUUGAUCGCUUCAAUGCUCCUGGUGCUCCGCAGUUCUGCUUUCUGCUUUCAACUCGAGCCGGAGGUCUUGGUAUUAACUUGGCUACAGCAGACACUGUGAUUAUCUACGAUUCAGACUGGAAUCCCCACAAUGACAUUCAGGCCUUCAGUCGUGCACAUAGGAUUGGCCAGAACAAGAAAGUGAUGAUAUACCGCUUCGUGACGAGGGCCUCAGUGGAGGAGCGUAUCACGCAGGUGGCCAAGAAGAAAAUGAUGCUAACGCAUCUGGUAGUGAGGCCAGGGUUGGGCUCCAAGACAGGCUCCAUGUCUAAGCAGGAGCUUGAUGACAUCCUCAAAUUUGGCACUGAGGAGCUCUUCAAGGAUGAGGCUACUGAGGGAGGAGAUAACAAAGAAGGUGAGGACAGCAGCGUCAUCCAUUAUGAUGACAAAGCAAUUGAGCGCCUGCUAGACCGAAACCAGGAUGAAACGGAAGACACAGAACUUCAGGGCAUGAAUGAAUAUCUCAGCUCUUUCAAAGUGGCGCAGUAUGUGGUCCGUGAAGAAGAGAUGGGGGAGGAAGAGGAGGUUGAACGGGAGAUCAUUAAGCAGGAAGAGUCAGUUGACCCUGAUUACUGGGAAAAACUGCUGCGUCACCAUUAUGAGCAGCAACAAGAGGAUCUGGCCAGGAACCUGGGCAAGGGCAAACGUAUCCGCAAGCAGGUUAACUACAACGACGGUUCCCAGGAAGACAGAGACUGGCAGGAUGACCAGUCAGAUAACCAGUCAGAUUACUCAGUUGCUUCUGAAGAAGGAGAUGAGGACUUCGAUGAGAGGUCUGAAGCAGCUCGUCGGCCUAGCCGCAAAGGCCUGAGAAAUGAUAAGGACAAGCCUUUGCCUCCCUUACUUGCUCGCGUGGGAGGGAAUAUUGAGGUCCUGGGUUUCAAUGCACGUCAACGGAAAGCRUUCCUUAAUGCCAUCAUGCGCUAUGGAAUGCCCCCUCAGGAUGCCUUCACCACCCAGUGGCUUGUUCGGGACCUCCGUGGCAAGUCAGAGAAGGAGUUCAAGGCCUACGUGUCGCUCUUCAUGCGCCACCUGUGCGAGCCCGGAGCCGAUGGCGCAGAGACCUUCGCAGACGGAGUGCCCAGGGAAGGCCUCUCCCGACAGCACGUCCUUACCCGCAUCGGGGUCAUGUCGCUUAUACGCAAGAAGGUGCAGGAGUUUGAGCACGUGAAUGGACGCUGGAGCAUGCCGGAACUGGCAGAGAUAGAGGAGAACAAGAAGCUCUCACAGCCAAGCUCACCGUCUCCCAAAACUCCGACCCCUUCAACGCCAGGGGAUACGCAGCCAAAUACUCCUGCUCCYGUCCCCCCAGCUGAAGAGGGAAUAAAGGUAGAAGAAGGAGCCGGCACCAAGGAACAAGGAGAGUCAGCUGAACCGGAGAAGGAGCUCAGUGCCUCUGCCACUGACAUAGAGGUUUCUAUGGAGCAGUGUGCUCAGCCUGUGGAGACACCACCACAGGAAGCAAAAUCUCCAGCAAAUCCUGCAGAGACAGAUGAAAAAAAAGUAGAGGAACCAGAGGUGAAAGAAAGACCAGAUGAGCCAAUGGAAGUGGAGAGCAAAGCUGAUGUGGAGAAGGUAGAAGACAGAACAUCUAUCGAGCCACCCUCUGAACCUCCUAUAAUCACCCUGGAUGAGAAGGAAGAGAAGAAGGAGGAUGAUAAGAGAGAUGUGGUGAUGCUGCAGAAUGGAGAGAUGCUGAAAGAGUCAGUAGAUGAAAGGCACAAGAAGGCAGUAAAGCAGCGCUUCAUGUUCAACAUAGCUGAUGGUGGCUUUACUGAACUGCACUCCCUGUGGCAGAAUGAGGAACGGGCUGCAACUGUUACGAAGAAGACCUACGAAAUCUGGCAUCGGCGUCACGACUACUGGCUCCUUGCUGGAAUUAUCAAUCAUGGCUAUGCCCGUUGGCAAGAUAUUCAGAACGAUCCUCGUUACGCCAUCCUCAACGAACCUUUCAAGGGUGAGAUGAACAGAGGCAACUUCCUGGAAAUUAAGAAUAAGUUCUUGGCAAGGAGGUUUAAGCUCCUGGAGCAGGCGCUGGUCAUCGAGGAGCAGCUGCGACGAGCUGCCUACCUGAACAUGUCCGAAGACCCCUCUCACCCGUCCAUGGCCCUGAACACGCGCUUCGCCGAGGUGGAGUGCCUGGCCGAGAGCCACCAGCACCUCUCCAAGGAGUCCAUGGCCGGCAACAAGCCCGCCAACGCUGUGCUGCACAAAGUUCUGAAGCAGCUGGAGGAGCUUCUGAGCGACAUGAAGGCAGACGUGACUCGCCUGCCUGCCACCAUCGCCCGCAUCCCGCCCGUGGCCGUGCGCCUCCAGAUGUCGGAGCGCAACAUCCUCAGCAGGCUGGCCAACCGCAGCAGCGAGCCCCCGCCGCCGCCGCCGCCCCAGCAGGUGGCCCAGCAGCAGUGAGGCCGGGGCGGAGCUGUUGACCUGUCGGCCGAGCUGAAGCGACCCUCCCCCUGACGCUCUCCCCCUGCCUGACAUUCCUGACCGGGUGCUGAUUCCCUCCGUGGAAGCUGCUGUACAGGUCUCUGGGAGAAGAACCUCCUUCCGCUGCAGCCAGCCGAUGGAGCGAGGAGCGCGCUUGAGAGAGGGGCACGURCGACGGACUCUGUAUAUAGUGACUGGAGGCCACAGCGCCAUGUCUGUUACAGAGAGCCUGGCUGCAUUGCUCGCUGCCUCAGCCUGGAAUUCCUGUUUUUUGUUUCUAAUUUUAUUUUGAGUUUGUUUACCGAGAUGAGUGCACAGGCGAGACCAAGCAAAAGCCAGGACAGAGACAAAGCUACCUCCAUCAAGAUCCUUUUUAAUACAAAAACUGACUGGACUUGUCCACUAAUAAGCAGCUUGAAGACAAAACAACAUCAAAAAAAAAAAAA
This is a messenger RNA of Nothoprocta perdicaria, 6279 nucleotides long. It is a transcript of the gene CHD4, whose product is annotated as chromodomain helicase DNA binding protein 4. The record is from RefSeq and is a predicted model, not a curated record. The transcript is spliced from 39 exons. Gene Ontology annotation, molecular function: ATP hydrolysis activity; ATP binding; chromatin binding. Lineage: Eukaryota; Metazoa; Chordata; Aves; Tinamiformes; Tinamidae. Bases 59 to 5812 code for a protein of 1917 amino acids. Gene Ontology annotation, cellular component: chromatin; nucleus; NuRD complex. Gene Ontology annotation, biological process: chromatin remodeling; negative regulation of transcription by RNA polymerase II.